This is a messenger RNA of Suillus subalutaceus, 981 nucleotides long. RefSeq names its product GPCR fungal pheromone mating factor. Gene Ontology annotation, biological process: G protein-coupled receptor signaling pathway. The record is from RefSeq and is a predicted model, not a curated record. Gene Ontology annotation, molecular function: mating-type factor pheromone receptor activity. The transcript has 4 exons. The coding region runs from base 1 to 981 and encodes 326 amino acids. Gene Ontology annotation, cellular component: membrane. Lineage: Eukaryota; Fungi; Basidiomycota; Agaricomycetes; Boletales; Suillaceae.
AUGCAAACAGAGAUACCGGUACUUUCGUUCAUUUCCGCGGCACUGGUUCUCUUUCCAUUGCCUUGGUAUUGUCGGGCCGGUAACAUCGCUGCAAUGUCUAUUGGAAUUUGGCUCUUUGUUGUGAACAUGAUCAAUGCUAUAGAUGCCCUCCAGUGGACUGGGGCCUACCAAAUACCAUCCUUAUUCUGGUGUGACAUCACUUCAGCGCUGAUAACAGCCGUAAAUGUAGCAAUACCCGCGGCAUGCCUCUGUAUUUGCAUUCACCUGGAACGGAUGGCGUCUUUCUGUCAAACAUCCACCUCUGUAACAAAGCGACGCCGUAUCUUACUUGAAUGUUCAAUAUGUUUCGGAGUUCCAUUAGUAUAUGCAGCAUUGCAUCUAAUUGUUCAACCCCGACGCUUUGAUGUGUAUGAAAAUUUUGGAUGUCGCUCGGCGACAUAUCCCUCUGUGAUAGCUUUGUUUGUGGUCUGGAUACCGCCGCUUGCACUUUCUCUUCUUACUAUAUUUUUUUUCUUUGCAGGAAUUACUUGGCGCCACUUCCUCCUUCAUGGCGUCCAUUUUUCGAGGACACGCGCAUCUUCCUCGCUUACUUCUGGAGCCUACAUUCGGCUCGUCAGCAUGGCCGUUUCAGAAGUCAUCUGCACUAUUGCCGCGACUGUAGUGGCCAUGACAUUCAAUCUAAGCUCAGGGCUGGCUCCUUGGGCGGACUUCACCCGAGAUUUGACAAAGGUCUUAUCAUUUAGCUCCGCUGAGACACCUAAAUCAAUCACUGCGAUGCUCAUCACUGAAUGGGCGAUCAUGGUCGCGCAAUCAUUCUUCUUCAUCGGAUUGUUUGUGCUUGGGGGGGAGGGGCGCAGUCGAUUACAUGAGGCUCUACAGGUGAUGCGCAGGGCCCUCAGUUUCAGUGGGGGACGAUUGACCUGUAUCGCCGAACUCAACGGUACGUCUAUGACGGAAUGGUAUGUUCCUUUGUGCCACUAG